AUGGACCAUAUGGGACUAUCCAGUAGCCAGGUGGAGGAGCUCCUGCGAUCCGCAGAGCAUCGACUCGAAGAGAGCCCGGGUGAGCCAGACGCGCUCAAGAUUCAGUCAAAGACUUCAAACCCUAUUCCAGACAUCCCGGGCACUCUCAAGAGGAAACAGAUAGACAAUAUCGGACCCAGAGCCACCUUGGAGUCUACCAAGAGUAUCGACGAGACAGAUACUGCAGGCCCCGCAUGGUUCGAUCUUCCUAAGACAAAACUGACCCCAGAACUUAAACGAGAUUUCCAGAUCUUGCGUCUUCGGGGCGCCUUGAACCCUAAAGUACACUAUAAGAAAUCUGCUUCAAAAACUCUCGUACCUCGGUAUUGCCACGUGGGCGAGGUCGUCGAAGGCUCCGCAGAUUUCUACAGUGCUAGGCUGACAAGGCGAGAGCGCAAGAUGACUUUCGCGCAAGAGGUGCUUUCCACCAGCGGCCUGAAAGCUCGGUCCAAGUCAAAGUAUUCCACUAUACAGGAAAAGAAGAUGAGUGAUUUCGCCUUACGAGCGGCCUACUACCUCAAACUUCCCGCCUUUGGACCUGUUCCGUUGCCUCGAAUCACCGAACGAUGGACUGUGCCCCGAAGCAACUUCAUUUUCAAGAAGUCCCAAGAAAAUUUCGAGAGAAUCACCGUUCGGCGGUUAAUACAAAUUCGCGAUGGGAACCCUGAAAGUGUACAAAUAUGGCUGGCGUUCUUGCAGAAACACGCUUACGCGGGGGUUGGCAUGAAGGCAAAUCUCUGGGAAUUUGGCAAACUUGCGGCCGGUGGCGACGCGGAAUCUACCAUAUCACAGGAGUUGGAGGAGAGGUGGAGUCAUCUUGGUCUCGAUCGCUCGCUGGGAUCUGCGGACGCUGUGGAGGAGUUACUGAGGAGCCGACGAUCCAAGACAAUGGGAUCCUGA
Molecule: messenger RNA, 939 nt
Organism: Scedosporium apiospermum
Lineage: Eukaryota; Fungi; Ascomycota; Sordariomycetes; Microascales; Microascaceae
Exons: 4
Coding region: 1-939 (312 amino acids)
Biological process (GO): RNA processing
Cellular component (GO): nucleolus
Molecular function (GO): RNA binding
Source: RefSeq, a predicted model, not a curated record